ACCUGAAAUCGAGUUUGUAGGCCGCGUAACGCUCAAGAACAUGUAGACCCAGAUACCACCUCGAGCAAUACUCCUCGCCCGUGACAACCUGCGGGGUCGGCGAUGUUCAGCAGCCAUCACCACGAAGCUCCCCUGCUCGUAGAGAGUACCAAAACUCGCGGGGAUAAGAUCAGAACCGACAGUAUGCUUCGCAAAGAGCACCGGGUAGUACACUUCUUCCGUUAUCUCCAAAUCCCACAUCAGCGCUUUGUGUUCCGUACCGCAUUGGAGCAACCCCACCUCCAGCGUCACGAAAAGUUGAGUGUGCGGUAAUACAGACCCGUCUCCGCUUUCUUCGUAGCCCAUCAUAAAGGCGGAGUGCAGGGUCUACGCCAAAACAAAAUUACGGAACGCUAUCUCAUAUAAACUCAAUUCUACAUAAUCUUCAUUUCAUCUGUCAGAAACAAUGUCACGGCGUUCCGGUCCCCUUGCACUAGGCAUAGCUUUCAUCAUCGGCGGAGCCCGAGGCCUAGGAAAUGCCAUCGCCGUGUCCUUUGCAAAAGAAGGCUCGGGAGGCGUUGCUAUCGUGGACAUCCAGGGUGAAGAGACGAUGAACGUGGGCAAAAAGAAAGUAGAAGAGUAUGGGACAAAAUGCCUCACUAUCCGAGCGGAUGUGACGAAAGAAGACGAUGUAGAAAGAGCCAUUAUGGAAGCAGUUGCGGAACUCGGGAGGAUCGAUUACGCCGCAAACUUUGCCGUCCAGGAUUUGAACGUGUCAGGUGUAUUCUUCUGCACGAAGCAUGAACUGAGGCAGAUGAUGACGCAGACAUCAAUUGAAGUUGAGCCGGGACGAGACCCCCAACUAGGCUCCAUCGUGAACUGCGCAUUAGUGAACUCCCUUCAGUCUAUAGCGGGAAGCGCGGCCUAUACCGCAUCGAAGCACGCCUGUCUCGGUGUCACGAAGACAGCUGCACUAGAAGCUCGCAGCCACAGCAUCAGAGUCAACGCAAUCCCGCCGGGUUUCCUACCAACAGCAAUCGUCGCAGGCUUAGCCGAUGCCACUAGCGGGCCGGGUGAAGAUAUGUGGACCGCAUUCGAAGCCAGGCAAGGUAGGACUGGGCAGGUCGAGGAGAUCGGAGAUACGGUUGUAUUGUUGACCCCAAGGAUGAGCCUGGUGAACGGGCAUAACCUGUUUGUUGAUGGCCUCGGCGGCGUGCUGGCGCUGCAGCUGGCGGCCAGCUACCCUGACGUGCUGGAGAGCGUCAUCGUGCACGAAGCGCCGACGAUGGCGCUGCUCCCACGAGCAGAGAUGAACGCGGAGAUCGACUACUGCUUCCAGGUGCAGGGUAUCCGGGUGACGGAGGGCGCGGAGGCGGCGAUGGCUUUUUUCGCGAAGAAGCUGGUGGGGCAUGAGGGUUUGAAGGCGGUGGAUCCGAUUGUGCAGUCUGGGUCCCGGAGGCAGGAUCAGCUGAUGUUUCUGGAGUUUGAGUAUAUCCAGUCGACGAUUUAUUGUCCCGAGAUGCUGAAGAUCAAGGAGGCGGGGGUGAGGAUCGCGGUAGCGUCGGGGACAGGGAGUGGGGAGGCGGCGUAUAUAAGGACGGGGGUGGAGCAGGCGAGGAUUUUGGGGUGUGAGAGGUUUAGGGUGCCGGGGAAUCAUACGUGGUACUCGUUUGAGCCGGAGGAGUUUGCGGGACAUGUAUUGAAGAUUAUGAAUAGUUUGGAAGUAGGGAAGGAGGUUGAGGGCCAGGUAGCUUUUGGGAAAUUUGACACGACAUGUGCUCCGUAG
Messenger RNA from Mytilinidion resinicola, 1765 nucleotides. RefSeq names its product NAD(P)-binding protein. The transcript is spliced from 7 exons. Lineage: Eukaryota; Fungi; Ascomycota; Dothideomycetes; Mytilinidiales; Mytilinidiaceae. Bases 446 to 1765 code for a protein of 439 amino acids. The record is from RefSeq and is a predicted model, not a curated record.